AUGAAGAUCGCCUCCGCGUCAACGCCGCACUGCCAGCGUCCAACGUGGUGGCCCUGCGGAGCCCCCAGGACUUGGCUGAGGUGCUUGAGCGAGUUAGCAAAACCGGGCAGCUAUUGGUGGUCGAUUACUAUGCUCCCUGGUGUCGGGCUUGUCAGAAGCUGCUACGCUACAUGCAUAAGGUCGCCAAAGAACCCACCUUCCGCGCCGUGGAAUUCGCCUCCGUGGAUUUUGACCGCUCGGAAGAGUUGGUUCAGAGUAGAAAUGUCGAUCAACUUCCCACCAUGGAGAUUUACAAAGGGCAGGAGCUAA
Cladocopium goreaui is the source of this 309-nucleotide messenger RNA. The record is from the annotation of a GenBank genome assembly. Lineage: Eukaryota; Dinophyceae; Suessiales; Symbiodiniaceae.